GCAGUUGUGUUUUAUGUACGUACACGUAGGCUACGUGCGUGCAUGCGCGUAGCAUUUUCAAUUUCUCAAUAGGAAAUAGCUGAAAUAGCAAGGAAUUAUGAAUGCCACGACGAGGUCAAAGUGAAAAAGUUGUAUAUACGACACUUAGCACUCAAACUUCUGGAAAAAUGUAUCUGAGGAUUGAGAAAACAGUUAAACUUUCCCAGUCAAUGGCCUAUAUUUACAACAGCGAAAUCCUUCUGUUGACAGAACAGCGCGGUGGAUUUAAGAAAAGAAAGAAACUUUAUUUGUUCAGUCAGCGAUUAUUAACCUGUUCCCUGCAGUCAGCUGCACUUUCUUCGCACCGAUGGCACACUGGAGCAGCUCGUGUGCCAAACGUCACAGGACAGAACAAUUCUGAUGGAGUUGGGAAAUCCUCUGUAAGCAAAACAACGGAUGACAAUCACCGACUUUUCACCAAAGAUCUGACUUUGGAAUAAGUAACGCUUCUAUGGACCAUUAAGUGACAACACAAUAUUGAUAUUCUUCUACAAGGCAUCUCUAAGUCAGCGGUUUUAACGUCUCACGCCCUCUUCGACAGUGGUAGUAAACAUUUGUGACGUACCCAUGGAUAGUGUGCGCACGGCGCGAGGAGGGUACAGAUGCUCAUGAUAUCCAGCUUCGCUCGGGGAGUUUAAAGUAGGGCUACAACAUGAAAAAGUUAAUUAUGUCAACCGCGGAACAAGAGGUGGAACCCGUGGCGGUGGUUAACCGUAUGGAUACUAGCACUCGCCAUUACCGGAGAGAGCUCUCAGCAGAAGACCACAACCAUGAUCCGGUAAAAAAGGGGACCAGAAGUAGAAAAAUGGAGCGCUCCAGCUCCAGAGGAGCAGGCACAUCCGAAGACGGCUUCCCAACAGCGCUGCCCAUGCUGUUGGCCAUGGUGGAGGGGCCGGACAAGCUUCCUGCAGACGAGGGGUCACAGGAAGUGCUGAGGGGGAAACUCCGCCUCCUGGAGGCCGACAGCAUAGAGGUCAACGCUCUCUUCAUGGAACUGUCAGCUCGGCUUGUUUCCAUCAACUGUGAAGAAAACGCCAUAUUUGUCUCAUUCAAAACAUUUGAAGAGAUAUGGAGGUUCACCACGUAUUACACAAUGGGCUUUCUGGGUCAGUGCAUGGAGAACCUGCUGUUGGACCAGGACUUCUGGUUGAGUUCUCUGGACCAGGAGUACUUUGCCAUAGAGAUCUCUAUCCAAGAGGAGACUCUCAACCUCAUGUACAAAGGCAUCCUUAUGCAAGAGGGUUCCUUGUUCGCCAGCUGCAGCUCCACCCAGAUGUUUGACAGCUCCACCUCUGGUAGAGACCUCUACCUGGAGCAGGGGGACAUCGCCCUGUUUGAGCCCCCGUUCCUGGGCUCGGGGUGGACCGUACUCUCCCUGGGGGAUGGAGCCCGGGGGACCAAACCCAAACCAGCCCUGGAGCCCGUCAUCCCCUUCCACCAAUGGUUCCUCAAAUCAUGUGCGGAGAACAUCUUAGUUGGCAGUGGCAAGCCAGCAUGUGAUUUCCCCUGCCAGUUUGCCACUGGCUCUUGCGUGGCCACUGUUGAGUAUGACGCCGGUGGGCCAGACGAGCUAAGCCUGGAGCAGGGCGACCGCAUCAUCAUUGUGGGCCUGUUGGUGUCGUGCUUCGAGUGGUUCACUGGCAGACUGGAGAGGACAGGAGAAGUGGGAUUGGUGAUGACAACACUGGUCAGACCGGCCGAUAGCCUUUGUGAGGCGUCUGACAUUUUCCUAGAGAAAGAAGAGAGGUUGUUUUUCAACCUGAAAGAAGAUCAGAUUAAAGAGGAGACAAUCGCCUUGCUGAAAAAAAUCAACCAGAAUGAUGUUGGACAUGUCUACAAACUUGAUCUGAUUGCUCAACCGGAUUCUCUAAAUGAACCAACUCAAAAUGGUUCCCAAGGCAACAUGGACGCUCACCAACAAGCAGAACUGAGGAGGAAGAUUGAAGAGAUUCUGCUAAAAGGGAAGAUGAAAUCGAAGGUGCCUCAAGCAACUGUGACGUCAAAUGGAACUCUGGAGGACCAGAGUGAGACCUCUAAGACUACAUUACCCAGCGGGCCUCACUUCACCAUCCAACCAGUUGAGGAAGGCACCACCACCAACCAGGAGAAAUUCCUUCCUCUUCUAUCCUUCCUGGGUGGCAGCAACUACAAGUCAGAGUUUGGCGCCCUCUAUGGCCAAACUCCAGAACGGCUCCUCGCCACUUUCACUGGCCACUCCGACGACGUUGACAAAUUAGUGGCGUAUCUAGGUGUUGCCAGGGAAACUGCCAGGAAGAAACGUCUCCAUUGGUCCCAGAGCCGCCUCUGUUUCCUUUUGGGGAAACUCUGCGCAGGACGAUCAAAAUUUUCCCAGGCUCGCGUCUACUUCGAGGAGGCCCUUAGCGUCCCUCGAGACAUCUUCACGGACAUGCUAAUGCUAGCUAGCAUUUACGCUAACCUAGCGGUGAUCUAUCUCAUGCAGAAAAAUACAGAGAAAUACUUGGCUCUGUCGGAGCGGAUCGCUGCGCUGCUAAUGGGCAUCCCUUACUGCGUCUCGACAGUGGAGAAAGACUCAGAAGUUCUGAAAUUUAUCCUGAAGAAGGCGGUGCUUAGUCACAAUAAAAUGGCAGAAGCCAGAGCAUGCUUCCUUUUGGCCAAGCUCCACUGGAGGCGAGGAGAGGCGGCGGACACCGUUCCCUUCCUGGAGAGGCUUCUGGUUCUCUUGGCGGAGCCCCCUGGUGUCCGGAGCGUCGUGCCCAGCCAUGGCUACCUCAGCCUGGCGGGGUUGUACAGCCAGCUCUCCCUCCCUCACCUCUGUGUCAGCUCGGCCAGGAGAGCCACGAUGCAUCCGUCUGCUAGGCUAGCCGAUUGUCUGAAUGGAAUGGGGCUGGUUCUGGAGAACACAGACAGACUCUAUGGGAUCCGGAAGCAGGACGUCGCCAUUCCGGCUCAAGUGGCUCCAUAUCUCAGCCAGUCGCUCUCCUUCACUGGGCGAUUAGAUGGAGUCGGUGGCACUGGUGACCACACUCUAAGCCAGGCUCUAACACUCUGCCUAUCCCAGCUGUUUCAGGAACAUGGGAUGCUAGGUCACGCCGUACGCUCCAUGCACACUCUCAUAGACCAUCAUUGUGCGCCGUCAUCAUCAUCGGGCACCUCUAGCAUUCCUGAACGAAACAUCGCCCUUGUGUGGCUAGCAUGGCUCCACAUCUGUAACAGCCAACCAGAGGUUUCUCUAGACAUCCUCGACUCAGUGCUGGCCUCCAUGCCAGAACAUUGCACUACCCCACAGGAAGGACUGGUCCACAACAUGAGGGGUGUAGCCUUGCGAAGCAUGGGGGACCUGAGGAGGGCAGUAGAGAGCUACCAGACGGCCAUUGAUGUGUGUGAGGAGUGUGAGGACCGGGCUAACUGGGCAGUAGCAGAAGCUAACCUGGGGUUAUUGUGUCUGAAGGCUGGGGCUAAGAGGUUAGCGGAGCAGCAUCUAACAGAAGCUGUUGAGAUGUUGUCAGCGCUGGAGGGACAAGAACAUGAGGUGAACUUUACCACCGUGCUGUUGGAGCUGGGACAGUACUAUGUGAACCAGAGACACCUGGACAGAGGAAAGAUCUACUAUGAAUGGGCUCUACUCAUGGCUAUCAAGUCAAACCACUCAGACAGUCAGUUGAGCGUGACGCGACGCUUGUGCCACCUUUACAGAACAGUGUGUCCGGAUGAGGCCCAGUGCAUCAUCUACAACGAACAUCAGCUGGCCCUGCUGGUGACCCGGGGAGACAGGAGACAGGAAGGAGAGGUGUUGGAGACCAUCAGCCAGCUAUACCUUAGUCUGGGGACAGAGAGGGCUAGGCGGUCUGCUCUGGACUACACUAAGCGUAGCCUGGGGAUCUUCAUAGACCUGGGCCGGAGGGAGAAGGAGGCUUACGCCUGGUUACAGGCUGGGAAGAUAUACCACCUGCUGGGCCAGACUGAACUGGUGGACCUUUAUUUACAGGUGGCCCAAGAUGUGGGGGUGAGUACGGGAGACACACACUUCAUCCUACAGCUGCUGGAGGCAGCAGGGGACGUCUUCUUCAACAGCUCAACGGAGAGAGAGAAGGCUGUCUGCUUAUAUGGGGACCGUGCCCUGCCCAUCGCGGUGAAAACCAGCAGUACAGAGGUCAGACUGAGACUGUCUAACAAGCUGGUGGAGCUGCUGCUGCAGAUGAAGCUGUAUGGGGAGGCUGUUGAGUACGCCCAGACCGCCCUGGACAUCAGUGUUAAACUGGGAAACCGUCUGAACGAGCGUGUGGCGUUCCACCGCCUGGCUACUCUGUACCACUGUCUGGGUCAGUUUGAGCUGGCUGAACACUACUACCUGAAGGCCCUCUCCCUCUGCCCCACGCCCCUGGAGUUUGAUGAGGAAACCCUGUACUAUGUCAGGGUGUAUCGGACGCUGGGGGACAUUAUAUUCUAUGACCUGAAGGACCCGUAUGACGCCGCAGGGUACUACCACCUAGCACUUGCUGCAGCCAUGGACAUCGGCAACAAGAAGUCCCAGCUCCAGCUCUGCACCCGAUUGGCUACCAUCUACCACAACUUCCUGGUUGAUCGGGAACUGUCCCUCUUCUUCUACCAGAAAGCACGAGCGUUCGCCUCCGACCUCAAUGUACGACGCAUCAACCUCUCGCCAGACCAGAUCUUCAGCAGUAUGUCACAGUACAAGACGAACAGGGUGAACAUCCAGGAACCAAGAAAUAAGUCACCGCCAAACGGCCAUAUUGGUUUGAAGUUAGUGAGAAGAGGGGAGAGGUUAUAGCCUGGACCCAGAUCUGUUUGUGCUCUUACCAACUCCAAUGCUCAUUGUCAAGCAAAACAUGACAAUGAGUUACAAGGAGUUGCUAUGAUAGCACCAACAGACUGGCACUCAGGCUAGAGAGUUUAUGGGUGUUGGAGGAUAUUGUGCCAAGUGGGCGUUGUAGGCCUUCGGUUUAAAUAUGUAAUUUUUGAACUGCUGAGAUGUGUUAAUGGGAUUUUGCCAAUCAGUGUUCUGUGCCUUACUGAACAAUAUCACUUAGAAUAGAAUCAUACAGCAAUGACUGAAUAUCUAUAAUUGUCUUCAGUUGAUGACCAGAAAUGAGUUAAGUCAUGGUGAAAGUAAUGAAUCAUGAAAGAUAUCUCAUAUAAAAAGUCAGAGAAGAUAAUGGAGAAGGUCCAGCUGUUGCAGGUUACAGUGGAGUGAAUUGCUCUGUGAGAGUGAAGACCACUUGGACUGCGCGGCUGGGCCCAUAUCCACAGUGUCUCAUAGUAGGAGUGCUGAUCUAGGAUCUGUCCAUACAGUCGUAUUUAUUCUGAUCCAAAAAGGCAAAACUGAUCCUAAGUCAGCACUCUGAUAAGCCGUCAAUGCCUUUUUUUGUAUGAUUAGCUAGUUUUCCAUCCAAUCGGCUCAAAGGUUUUCAUGCGAAUAUUCAACAAUCCGCAUAAUGAAAAUAUGCACAUUUUCCCAUCAGUGGUGUUUCCACCCAACGGACUUGUUGUAGAUAAAAAAAUCAAUGCGUGAUGACGUAGUGCACACAAAUUGUACUUUUUCGCUUAGGUUUUCAUGUAAUGAAUAAAAAUUGAAAGAGUCAA
Molecule: messenger RNA, 5622 nt
Organism: Oncorhynchus gorbuscha (pink salmon)
Lineage: Eukaryota; Metazoa; Chordata; Actinopteri; Salmoniformes; Salmonidae
Product: SH3 domain and tetratricopeptide repeat-containing protein 1-like
Exons: 20
Coding region: 692-4810 (1372 amino acids)
Molecular function (GO): protein binding
Source: RefSeq, a predicted model, not a curated record